AUGUCUUUGAACAUAUCGUUAUACACUGUUACUGCUGCAUUGAUAUUAGAUAACCAUGGAGCGAGGUUAUAUGCUAAAUACUACGAGGCAAACAAGAGUGAGCAAUACGCAUCAUUAUCACAACAACUUAACUUUGAAAAGUCGAUAUUUGGAAAAAUCAAUAAAAUGAAUCAAGACAUAAUAUUGUAUGAUAAUCACUUAAUUACUUACAAACAAAGUAACGACGUCAUAUUGGUUAUCGUUUCUAAACUUAAUGAAAAUGAAUCACUAAUUUACUCGUUGACUACCAACUUGUUUGAAAGCUUAAACAUAUUACUUGAUAAUGCUUUGGAUAAAACAACAGUCUUGGAGAAAUAUGACUUGGUGAGCUUGGCGAUUGAUGAGGCUAUUGAUGAUGGAAUCAUACUUGAGAUUGAACCUGCAGUUAUCGUCAGCAGAGUCACAAAUCCUCCUUCUGGUUCAGGUAUCAGUAAUGACAAAAACAUACAUAUUGAUUUAUCAGAAAAAGGAUUAUUCAAUGCCUUGUCAUUUGCUUCUAAAAAGAUUGGAGAAAGGCUUCAGCAUGGUUUAUGA
Messenger RNA from Priceomyces carsonii, 573 nucleotides. RefSeq names its product coatomer subunit zeta. Gene Ontology annotation, cellular component: COPI vesicle coat. Gene Ontology annotation, biological process: intra-Golgi vesicle-mediated transport; intracellular protein transport; retrograde vesicle-mediated transport, Golgi to endoplasmic reticulum. The coding region runs from base 1 to 573 and encodes 190 amino acids. The record is from RefSeq and is a predicted model, not a curated record. Lineage: Eukaryota; Fungi; Ascomycota; Pichiomycetes; Serinales; Debaryomycetaceae. The transcript has a single exon.